CGAGGCCGACGCCUCGGAGGAAGUGGGCAUACUGCCGGCCUCCCCGCACACCGCCGCCUCCGGCUUCGACAACUUCUUCCCGGUGCAGGAGGGCGAGGGCCCAGGCUGGGAGGGCGGCUCCAGCCCCUUCCUCCCCGUGAGCCCGGACGUGAUAAAGCGGAGGCGUGGGGGCCUCAUCGAGCAGCGCGACAUCAUCAAGGCCCACGAGGCGCACAAGAUGCAGAGCACCCCGCAGGCCCGGCGCAAGGAGUGGGAGAUGGCUCGCUUCGGAGAGGCAGUGGUCGGCAGGCCGGGGUCUGGCGAUGGAGACUCGGACCAGAGCAGGAACCGGCAAGGAACCCCGGUGCCUGCCGCCGGGCAGGCGGCCGCCUACAAGCAGUCGAAAGCGCAGAGGGCGCGGACUAUGGCUUUAUACAACCCCAUUCCUGUCCGGCAGAACUGUUUCACCGUCAACAGAUCCCUGUUCAUCUUCGGAGAAGAUAACAUUGUCAGGAAAUACGCCAAGAAGCUCAUCGAUUGGCCGCCGUUUGAGUACAUGAUCCUGGCCACCAUCAUUGCCAACUGCAUCGUCUUGGCCCUGGAGCAGCAUCUUCCUGAGGAUGACAAGACCCCGAUGUCCCGCAGACUGGAGAAGACAGAACCCUAUUUCAUUGGGAUCUUUUGCUUUGAAGCUGGGAUCAAGAUCGUGGCCCUGGGGUUCAUCUUCCACAAGGGCUCAUACCUCCGCAACGGCUGGAACGUCAUGGACUUCAUCGUGGUUCUCAGCGGCAUCCUGGCCACUGCGGGGACCCACUUCAACACACAUGUGGACCUGAGGACCCUCCGGGCCGUGCGUGUCCUGAGGCCCCUGAAGCUUGUGUCAGGGAUACCCAGCCUGCAGAUCGUGUUGAAGUCCAUCAUGAAGGCCAUGGUGCCCCUUCUGCAGAUCGGCCUCCUGCUCUUCUUCGCCAUCCUGAUGUUCGCUAUCAUCGGCUUGGAGUUCUACAGCGGGAAGCUGCACCGCGCAUGCUUCAUGAACAAUUCAGGUAUUCUAGAAGGAUUUGACCCCCCUCACCCGUGUGGCGUGCAGGGCUGCCCAGCUGGUUAUGAAUGCAGGGACUGGAUCGGCCCCAACGACGGGAUCACCCAGUUUGAUAACAUCCUCUUUGCUGUGCUGACUGUCUUCCAGUGCAUCACCAUGGAAGGGUGGACCACCGUGCUGUACAAUACCAAUGAUGCCUUAGGAGCCACCUGGAAUUGGCUGUACUUCAUCCCCCUCAUCAUCAUUGGAUCCUUCUUUGUUCUCAACCUAGUCCUGGGAGUGCUUUCCGGGGAAUUUGCCAAAGAGAGAGAGCGAGUGGAGAACCGGAGGGCUUUCAUGAAGCUGCGGCGCCAGCAGCAGAUUGAGCGGGAGCUGAACGGGUACCGCGCCUGGAUCGACAAAGCAGAGGAAGUCAUGCUUGCUGAAGAAAAUAAAAAUGCUGGCACGUCAGCCUUGGAAGUGCUUCGGAGGGCCACCAUCAAGCGCAGCCGCACGGAGGUCAUGACUCGAGACUCCAGCGACGAGCACUGUGUGGAUAUCUCCUCCGUGGGCACACCCCUCGCCCGAGCCAGCAUCAAAAGCGCAAAGGUGGACGGGGCCUCCUAUUUCCGGCACAAGGAAAGGCUUCUGCGCAUCUCUGUCCGCCACAUGGUGAAAUCCCAGGUGUUUUACUGGAUUGUGCUGAGCCUGGUGGCUCUCAACACCGCCUGCGUGGCCAUCGUCCAUCACAACCAGCCCCAGUGGCUCACCCACUUCCUCUACUAUGCAGAAUUUCUGUUUCUGGGACUCUUCCUCUUGGAGAUGUCCCUGAAGAUGUACGGCAUGGGGCCUCGCCUUUAUUUUCACUCUUCCUUCAACUGCUUUGAUUUUGGGGUCACGGUGGGCAGUAUCUUUGAAGUGGUCUGGGCCAUCUUCAGACCUGGAACAUCUUUUGGAAUCAGUGUCUUGCGAGCUCUCCGGCUUCUAAGAAUAUUUAAAAUAACCAAGUACUGGGCAUCCCUACGGAAUUUGGUGGUCUCCUUGAUGAGUUCCAUGAAGUCUAUCAUCAGUUUGCUCUUCCUCCUCUUCCUCUUCAUCGUUGUCUUUGCUCUCCUAGGAAUGCAGCUGUUUGGAGGCAGGUUUAACUUUAAUGAUGGGACUCCUUCGGCAAACUUUGACACUUUCCCUGCAGCCAUCAUGACUGUAUUCCAGAUCCUGACAGGUGAGGACUGGAAUGAGGUGAUGUACAAUGGGAUCCGCUCCCAGGGUGGGGUCAGCUCAGGCAUGUGGUCAGCCAUCUAUUUCAUUGUGCUCACCUUGUUUGGAAACUACACGCUGCUGAAUGUGUUCUUGGCUAUCGCUGUGGACAAUCUGGCCAACGCCCAGGAGCUGACCAAGGAUGAGCAGGAAGAAGAGGAGGCUUUCAACCAGAAGCACGCGCUGCAGAAGGCCAAGGAGGUCAGCCCGAUGUCCGCACCCAACAUGCCUUCUAUCGAAAGAGACAGAAGGAGAAGACACCACAUGUCGAUGUGGGAGCCACGCAGCAGCCACCUGCGGGAGCGGCGGCGCCGCCACCACAUGUCGGUGUGGGAGCAGCGCACCAGCCAGCUGAGGCGGCACAUGCAGAUGUCCAGCCAGGAGGCCCUCAACAAGGAGGAGGCCCCGCCCAUGAACCCGCUCAACCCCCUCAACCCACUGAGCCCCCUCAACCCGCUCAACGCCCACCCCAGCCUCUACCGGAGAUCCCGGCCCCUGGAGGGGCUGGCCCUGGGCCUGGGCCUGGAGAAGUGUGAGGAGGAGCGCAUCAGCCGCGGGGGGUCCCUCAAGGGGGACGGAGGGGACCUCUCCAGUGCCCUGGACCACCAGAGGAGCCCCUUGCCGCUGGGCAAACGGGAGCCGCCGUGGCUGGCCAGGCCCUGCCAUGGGAACUGUGACCCGACCCAGCAGGAGUCUGGGGGAGGGGAGGCGGUGGUGACCUUUGAGGACCGGGCCAGGCACAGGCAGAGCCAGCGGCGCAGCCGGCACCGCCGAGUCAGGACAGAAGGCAAGGAGCCCUCCUCUGCCUCCCAGAGCCGGUCGGCCAGCCAGGAGCGGGGCCUGGAUGACAGCGCGCCCACCGAGGGGGAGAAGGACCGCGAGCCCAGGGGCGGCCAUGGGGGCAAGGAGCCCACGAUCCAGGAAGAAGAGAGAGCCCAGGACUUGAGGAGGACCAACAGUCUGAUGGUGCCCCGAGGCUCUGGGCUGGCAGGAGCCCUCGAUGAGGCUGACACCCCCCUCGUCCCGCCAAACACAGAACCGGAAGUGGGGAAGGCGCUGACGGAGCAGGAGCCUGAGGGCAGCAGUGAGCAAGCCCUGCUGGGGGACGUGCAGCUGAACGUGGGCCGGGUCAGCCAGAGCGAGCCCGACCUCUCCUGCGUCACGGCCAACACGGACAAGGCUGCCACCGAGAGCACCAGCGUCACUGUCGCCAUCCCUGACGUGGACCCCCUGGUGGACUCGACCGUGGUGCACAGGCCUGGCUGUCUGGAAGAGGCCAUUGUGCCUGUGUGCGGGGGUGGGGAGGCACGAUGGGGACGGAGGGAGGCGGUGGCUCAAGGCUCAUCCACCCGCAGGAUCCGCAGGGCCUGUCACUACAUCGUGAACUUGCGCUACUUUGAGAUGUGCAUUCUCCUGGUGAUCGCGGCCAGCAGCAUCGCCCUGGCGGCCGAGGACCCGGUCCUGACCAACUCGGAGCGCAACAGAGUCCUGCGGUAUUUUGACUAUGUUUUCACUGGCGUGUUCACCUUUGAGAUGGUUAUAAAGAUGAUCGACCAGGGCUUGAUUCUGCAGGAUGGGUCCUACUUCCGAGACCUGUGGAACAUUCUGGACUUCGUGGUGGUGGUUGGUGCGCUGGUGGCCUUUGCUUUGGCAAACGCUUUGGGAACCAACAAGGGGCGGGACAUCAAGACCAUCAAGUCCCUGCGGGUGCUCCGCGUGCUGAGGCCUCUGAAGACCAUCAAGCGCCUGCCCAAGCUCAAGGCUGUCUUUGACUGCGUGGUGACCUCAUUGAAGAACGUCUUCAACAUCCUCAUUGUCUACAAGCUCUUCAUGUUCAUCUUUGCUGUUAUCGCCGUUCAGCUCUUCAAGGGAAAGUUCUUUUAUUGCACGGACAGUUCCAAGGACACAGAGAAGGAGUGCAUAGGCAACUAUGUAGAUCACGAGAAGAACAAGAUGGAGGUGAAAGGUCGGGAAUGGAAGCGCCAUGAAUUCCACUACGACAACAUCAUCUGGGCUCUGCUGACCCUCUUCACCGUCUCCACAGGGGAAGGAUGGCCUCAGGUUUUGCAGCAUUCUGUCGAUGUGACGGAGGAAGACCGAGGCCCGAGCCGCAGCAACCGCAUGGAGAUGUCCAUCUUUUACGUGGUCUACUUUGUGGUCUUCCCUUUCUUCUUUGUCAACAUCUUCGUGGCUCUCAUCAUCAUCACCUUCCAGGAGCAAGGGGACAAGAUGAUGGAGGAGUGCAGCCUGGAGAAGAACGAGAGGGCGUGUAUCGACUUCGCCAUCAGCGCCAAGCCGCUCACCCGCUACAUGCCGCAGAACAGGCACACCUUCCAGUACCGCGUCUGGCACUUCGUGGUGUCUCCAUCGUUUGAGUACACCAUCAUGGCCAUGAUCGCCUUGAACACCAUCGUGCUGAUGAUGAAGUACUACUCUGCGCCCUGUACUUAUGAGCUGGCCCUGAAGUACCUGAAUAUCGCCUUCACCAUGGUGUUUUCCUUGGAAUGUGUCCUGAAGAUCAUCGCGUUUGGCUUCUUGAACUAUUUCCGAGACACCUGGAAUAUCUUCGACUUCAUCACCGUGAUCGGCAGCAUCACAGAAAUCAUUCUGACGGACAGCAAGCUGGUGAACACCAGUGGCUUCAAUAUGAGCUUCCUGAAGCUCUUCCGCGCUGCCCGCCUCAUCAAGCUUCUGCGACAGGGCUACACCAUCCGGAUUUUGCUCUGGACCUUCGUGCAGUCCUUCAAGGCCCUGCCCUACGUCUGCCUUUUGAUUGCCAUGCUGUUCUUCAUCUAUGCCAUCAUUGGGAUGCAGGUAUUUGGAAACAUAAAGUUGGAUGAGGAGAGUCACAUCAACCGGCACAACAACUUCCGGAGUUUCUUUGGGUCCCUCAUGCUACUCUUCAGGAGUGCCACAGGCGAGGCCUGGCAGGAGAUAAUGCUGUCGUGCCUCGGGGAGAAAGGCUGUGAGCCCGACACCACGGCGCCCUCCGGGCAGAACGAGAACGAACGCUGUGGCACCGAUCUGGCCUACGUUUACUUUGUCUCCUUCAUCUUCUUCUGCUCCUUCUUGAUGCUCAACCUGUUCGUGGCCGUCAUCAUGGACAACUUCGAGUACCUGACUCGGGACUCGUCCAUCCUGGGGCCUCACCACUUGGAUGAGUUUGUCCGCGUCUGGGCAGAAUACGACAGAGCUGCAUGUGGCCGCAUCCAUUACACUGAGAUGUAUGAAAUGCUGACUCUCAUGUCACCACCGCUAGGCCUCGGCAAGAGAUGUCCCUCCAAAGUGGCCUAUAAGAGGUUGGUCCUGAUGAAUAUGCCCGUGGCUGAGGACAUGACAGUGCACUUCACCUCCACCCUGAUGGCUCUGAUCCGGACUGCUCUGGACAUCAAGAUCGCCAAAGGUGGUGCUGACAGGCAGCAGCUAGACUCGGAGCUACAGAAAGAGACCCUGGCCAUCUGGCCUCACCUGUCCCAGAAGAUGCUAGAUCUGCUUGUGCCCAUGCCCAAAGCCUCUGACCUGACUGUGGGCAAAAUCUAUGCAGCAAUGAUGAUCAUGGACUACUAUAAGCAGAGUAAGGUGAAGAAGCAGAGGCAGCAGCUGGAGGAACAGAAAAAUGCACCCAUGUUCCAGCGCAUGGAGCCCUCAUCUCUGCCGCAGGAGAUCAUCGCCAAUGCCAAAGCUCUGCCUUACCUCCAGCAGGACCCCGCUCCAGGCCUGAGUGGCCGGAGUGGGUACCCUUCGAUGAGUCCGCUCUCCCCCCAGGAAAUAUUCCAGCUGGCGUGUAUGGACUCAGCCGAUGACGGACAGUUCCAGGAGGAGCAGGCUCUGGAGCCAGAGUUUAGUGAAUUAAAAAGCGUGCAGCCCUCUAACCAUGGCAUCUACCUUCCUCCGGACACCCAGGAGCAUGCGGGAUCGGGGAGGGCAUCCUCUAUGCCACGGCUGACUGUGGAUCCCCAGGUAGUAACAGACCCCAGCUCCAUGAGACGUUCGUUUUCCACUAUUCGGGACAAGCGUUCAAAUUCCUCGUGGUUGGAGGAAUUCUCCAUGGAGCGAAGCAGUGAAAACACCUACAAGUCCCGGCGCCGGAGUUACCACUCCUCCCUGCGGCUGUCAGCCCACCGCCUGAACUCGGACUCCGGCCACAAGUCCGACACCCACCGCUCAGGGGGCAGAGAGCGGGGACGAUCGAAAGAGCGAAAGCAUCUUCUGUCCCCCGAUGUCUCCCGCUGCAACUCAGAGGAGCGAGGGACCCAGGCCGACUGGGAGUCCCCAGAGCGUCGCCAGUCCAGGUCGCCCAGUGAGGGCAGGUCACAGACGCCCAACAGACAGGGCACGGGCUCCUUGAGUGAAAGCUCCAUCCCCUCCAUCUCUGACACCAGCACCCCAAGACGAAGUCGUCGGCAGCUCCCACCCGUCCCCCCGAAGCCUCGGCCCCUCCUGUCCUACAGCUCGCUGAUUCGACACACGGGAAGCAUCUCUCCCCCGGCGGAUGGGAGCGAGGGCGGCUCCCCGCUGACCUCCCAGGCUCCGGAGAGCAACGACGCUGGCCUGCCCGAGUCUUCCAGGCCCCCGCACGGCCACCCCUCCCCGCAGCGCUACAUCUCCGAGCCCUACCUGGCCCUGCACGAAGAUGCCCAAGCCUCGGACUGCGGCGAGGAGGAGACGCUCACCUUCGAAGCGGCCGUGGCCACCAGCCUGGGCCGUGCCAACACCAUCGGCUCAGCCCCGCCCCUGCGACACAGCUGGCAGAUGCCCAACGGGCACUAUCGGCGGCGGAGGCGUGGGGGCCCGGGGCCGGGCAUGAUGUGUGGAGCAGUCAGCGACCUCCUGAGUGACACGGAAGAAGACGACAAAUGCUAGAGGCUGCUCCCCCCUCCGAUGCAUGCUCUUCUCUCACACGGAGAAAACCAAGACCGAAUUGGGAAGCCAGUGCGGCCCGGGGGGGAGGAGGAGGGAAGGACCGUGUGCUUAUCAGAGGAGGAGGAAAGGACCAACGGCAACCAGUCGAACCCACCAAAUUGCUUUACUUCCCUUUGCGAGAUGGGCACUGCCAUAGUUCUGCCUCUUUGCUGGGGAAAGAAGACGAGAGAACAGGGAGGGUGGCCCCUGGAGAGGGGACACCGGGAUCGCUCUGCUUCCGCUGCCCCUUCCCACUUUUCUAAAAGCCGUGGAGGAAGUGAGCUGGCCUGUGUCCAUGUCCAUUGCCCUGCGACGCCUGGAAGCCUUUCUGGCUCAUAAUUGGGGGGGCGGGGGGUUGUGGCGACCCUAGGAGGGGAGUCUCCUCCCUCCCUCACCAGCUCCCCACCAGCACCAUCCGCUGGGGCCACUGCAUCUCACGCGUCACCCUGGGGCUGGCUUCCCCAAAGAAGCACAGACUAAGUUCAGGAGCAUCGGAUGCCAGGGGUGGGGCGGGGAGGGAGGGGUGGCGUGGAGGGGUCAGGGUGCUGUGGCAGCAGCAGCCAGGGCUGGUCUGGACCAGCAAAGCCAUAGCCCAGCAGCCCACGUGGAGGAGCGGUCAGAGCAACGGUGCUGGGGCGGCAGGCCUAUCACGCGCAGUAGGUGCUUUGAGUGUUAAGAUGGGCUAAGGAGGUCCCCCGGGGUCCACAGACAUGCCUGCGGCGCUGGUAAGGGUGGUGUGGCCAGGGCCCCAGCUGAUGAGAACGGGGUCUGGCCUUAGGCUGGUCAGAGGGAGCCCUGAGGGCAGGGCCAUGUGGCAGGAGCACCAAGGGCCUCAAGGCAGAGUCUGUUUUCCACCCAGAAUAGAAGUAAUUCCGAGGGGGGGACAGUGCUGCGGCAGGACCAGCCCAACCUGGCUGGCGGCCGUGGGCCUCUGGGCCCAGCCUUCCCUGCCACUCCCCCAAGGAGAUGGUACGCCUAGUAGGGACUACGAUAGAGGUGGGAAAGGCUAGCACAUUGAAACAGAAGCAUCGGUAAGAGUCAGAGUUUACCGGGAUCUCCUGCGUCUGCCUCGUGGCGGAGGGCCCGUGUGUCAGGGUACGUCAAGGUGAUUAGUUAAUAUACCUCAGCUGAGACCUGGGCUGCAACUUCUAGUGGAACAAACUCUAAUGGGCCUUGUCACCCAGUGUGACAGACCGGGGCCCUAUUUCUCUGGGCCAGGACUGUGCUGUACCCCCUCCCUCCCAGAGUAAGAGCUGAGCAGAAGACAGCCUCAGGCUCUCCUUCCUAACCCCCAAAACUCAGAAGCAUAGAGGAAAAUAGAGCCCUUACUUGGCGAAUCUGUGUGAUCGUCCAUUUGGCGUUACGCAUCACUGUCUCGAUCCGGUGGAAAUGCAGUCCCCUUCAGGCCCUCCCAGGUCCCCCAGCACCUUACAGUGGGUAGAAGGGUCCCCUGCAGAGGGGUGCAGGCAGGGCCCUCCUUUCUCAGCCAGGAGCAGAGGGAGCCUGCUUCUCAGAACCCUCCAGAGGAAGGCGCAGGCCCCUGGACCAAGAUCCAGUGGGUAAGCACCCCUAAACUCCACGUCCCCUAAACGACUCGCCUCUUGGAUAAGGAGCAGCCAGUGACUUAUUUCUCUUAGAAGGAGCCUCUGUUUCCUUUCUUUUUUCGGUUGAAAGAGAAGUAAGGCAUUGCCACAUCAGCUCUGAGAAGCCAAAUUCAUCCCUGAGGCUGCAGAUUCCUUUAUCAUGGCCCUGGCCUUCUCAUCUAGAUAUUAACGGAGCCUCAUGACCCACCGUCUGCCCCCAAACCAAAGUAAUCCCAGGGUGGGAGACCAGUGAGGCAGAGAGAAAGGCCUUCCCAGCUCAGACCCUCUCCCACUCCUCCCGUGAGCCCAGGAGGAGUUGGGGAUGCAAACAGGACUCUACAGGCAUGAUGGUUACAUAAGACUCUGAUGCUGGGCCUUGUGUUGUUCGAAAGGUUUCCUCUGCUCAGCGUCAUUUCAUGCCAAAGUGUUGCUAGGGGCGGUUUGUGUGCACAAAAUCGCUUUCUUCCGCCUCGGAAAUGCAGCUUUCCUAUGGGCCAGGCCUACACCAGGACUACCAUUCUGAGCCAACGAGUCUAUUGCAUUGUUUGGCGAAAGGGAACUGAAGUGAUACCUUGAGCCGUCUCAGUAGUAGGGGAAACUCGGGUGGGCAGAGCAGUUGCUGGGAAUGGAACCUGCCUGCAAACAGCAUUGCAAACACUAAACUUGCUGGCCAGGGAGCCUCCUGGGCACCUUACAUGCACACCGGCACGUGAGUCCUGAAUAAAGAGGCAGAAAGCACCGCAGAUACAGUCCCCUGACCAACCACCUGGGUUUUUCUAGUUCCAGGGAACUUAGGAACGCUUCCAUUCACCUUCCCCUGACCAAGAAAUCAGGUUUCUGAUCCCUUAGCCUGCAUUCGCCCUUCUAUCCAUACCAGAAAAUCAAAAAAAUUUCGGCUAAGUCACGGGACUCAUGAUCAUAAUCGUCUUAUAGAAGUUUCCUUCCGCCUCUGAAAGAACAUAUACUCCAACCGUCCCUCAAAUAAUCGGCCAGGAUAUUUCAGGGUCUCAGAUUCUGCCUUUUCGCUUUCCUGGGAAGAGGCCCCUUCAGAUCGCAAAACCCAUGCUUGUAUUUGGAUUCGAAAUUAGGGCAACAUCUUGAGAAAUUGCAAGCAAUAGAGGAUGAGUGCUGCUGUUGGAGAUACACAACGUGAUAACAUUGAGCACUGUAGGUCCCUUCAAGAGAAUCUUCAGCUGUAUGUCCAAGUUUCCAUUGUAAUAUUAGUCCUUAGCAUCUCCUCAAAACAAGAGAGAGGGAAUGAGAAAAAGAGAGGAGGGGGUGUGUGUGUCCCAGACUCCCAGCAGGCCUUCAGACACGGGAUGAACUCUAGAUGCCAGAUCCAGGCUUCCUCUUAGUCAAGAUCAGGAAACAUUUACUGCACCAUAAAGGGGUGGUGGCCUGUCCAUCCUUCUAGCUGAAGAAUCCAUUUCUAUCCUGGGCUUCCCUACUUCAUGUCCUUGUGGGGUUCUGAGAUCACUGAGAACGUUUCUCCGAAGCUGAACUCCAAAUGUUCAGAAUUUUGCCCUCCCUUGACUCUGAGGCCACAAAAGAAAGACCCCCAUAUUCCAUAAAUCUACCAGCAUCUCCCUUCCUGACCCCCCCCCCCC
Myotis brandtii (Brandt's bat) is the source of this 10349-nucleotide messenger RNA. It is a transcript of the gene CACNA1E, whose product is annotated as calcium channel, voltage-dependent, R type, alpha 1E subunit. The transcript has 48 exons. The record is from RefSeq and is a predicted model, not a curated record. Gene Ontology annotation, cellular component: voltage-gated calcium channel complex; membrane; neuronal cell body. The coding region runs from base 218 to 7120 and encodes 2300 amino acids. NCBI's taxonomy places the organism in Eukaryota, Metazoa, Chordata, Mammalia, Chiroptera, Vespertilionidae. Gene Ontology annotation, biological process: chemical synaptic transmission; calcium ion import across plasma membrane. Gene Ontology annotation, molecular function: high voltage-gated calcium channel activity; calcium ion binding.